Cricetulus griseus (Chinese hamster) is the source of this 1490-nucleotide messenger RNA. NCBI's taxonomy places the organism in Eukaryota, Metazoa, Chordata, Mammalia, Rodentia, Cricetidae. The record is from RefSeq and is a predicted model, not a curated record.
UCGGGAAGGGGGAAACGGUACUCCGUCAUGACUAGCAAUUAUUGGUGGACACGGUUGUCCAUUAUAGCAACAAUGGUCACGGAUUAGCUGAAAAGCAGCAGUGGGUGGGGAAGCUGGCAUAGGAGCUUCCGCGCAUGUUCAGUGUGGACGCAGUGACGCAGCCGCGGGGGCAAUCAUGGCGGCUCGGUGCGUGAGGCUGGCGCGGCGCAGUCUCCCGGCGUUGGCGCUGUCGUUCAGGCCUUCUCCUCGCUUGUUGUGCACAGCUACGAAACAGAAGAAUGGCCAGAACCUGGAAGAGGACUUGGGUCAUUGUGAGCCAAAGACAGAGCCACCCUCUGCAGACAAGACCCUCCUGGAAGAAAAGGUGAAGCUGGAAGAGCAGCUGAGGGAGACCAUGGAAAAAUACAAACGAGCUUUGGCAGAUACUGAGAAUCUACGGCAGAGAAGCCAGAAGCUGGUGGAGGAGGCCAAGUUGUAUGGCAUCCAGGGUUUCUGCAAGGACUUGCUGGAGGUUGCAGACAUCCUGGAGAAGGCAACCCAGAGUGUUCCAAAGGAGGAGAUCAGCAACAACAACCCUCACUUGAAGAGCCUAUAUGAAGGGCUUGUGAUGACUGAAGUCCAGAUUCAGAAGGUGUUCACAAAACAUGGCUUGCUCAGGCUCGACCCCAUUGGGGCCAAGUUUGACCCUUACGAACAUGAGGCCUUGUUCCACACCCCUGUGGAAGGGAAAGAGCCGGGCACUGUGGCACUAGUUAGCAAAGUGGGCUACAAGCUACAUGGGCGCACCCUCAGGCCAGCUUUGGUGGGGGUAGUGAAGGAAGCUUAGCUGCCUCCCUUGGGGCUCUGGACUUUGUAGGUCACUUGUUAGAACUCGAAAGGCAGGCUUGUAAUUUCUCAUCUGUGAACACAUCUGAUCUUUGCCCAGCCUUGUUGGAAAUCUUAAGUAAGCUAAGCAGAAUGUGAAGCUGCUUGCAUACUGUGUCAGGGACUCUGGGAGCCUGGUCACUGAGUUUAGCGCCACCUACUUCAAAAGAGGGCCAGCAGGGCCUCAGGAGUAGUGUGACUAACAGACUAACAUUGUAUCUGUUCCACCUGGUGAUUGAUAAGUACUUUACACAAAUAAAAGGUCUUUGGCUAUAUCUGUGCCGCACAGUCUACCUCUGGGUGCCAAGGCACUGGUGUCACUCAGCAUGGUGGGGCCCUUUCGAAGGGUAGGGCCAGAGUGAGAACAUGAGCAUGAGUCCUUCAUAGGUAAGAUUGUAGCUGCUGUGAACUGGGAAAUGAACACCUGAACUUGAACAUACUUAGUUUUUUCCCUGUCUACAGUCUUCUCAAUAUUUAAGUCAAUAGCUAAGUAGUUGCUAAGAACAUUACACACUGUCAAGACAAACCAUUUCGAAUGUAAAAGCUUCAUGGCUAGCAUGCUUCAGGCAUUUCCACUUUUCAGGUUGUGGUUAAGAGGAUUAAAAGUCUCAUCUUUUGUGUUCCUA